AUGGCGGAUACUGUACGGAAGAAGCAAAAGCUUGUUGUCGUCGGAGCUGGUCCGGUGGGGUCGCUGGCAGCUCUGUAUGCCGCAGCCAGAGGUGAUGAGGUCGAAGUCUAUGAAUUGCGUGGAGAUCUUCGUGAUCCUUCGACAAUUCCACUGAAUUUCACAAAGUCCAUCAAUUUGGCUUUGUCUGAGCGUGGAAUUACCGCCAUGAAGCACUCUAACCGGGAGGACCUCAUCAACAACGUCCUCCGAGGCACGAUUCCAAUGUAUGGACGGAUGAUCCACGGCAGAGACCACGGGCGACUGUGGGAAGCUGCGCAGGCAUACGAUGUCCAUGGCCGUGCCAUCAAUGCUGUCGACAGAAGUACCUUGAACAAUGCGCUACUCGAUGAGCUGGAGCGCACACCUAAUGUGAAGCUCUUCUUCAAUCAUAAACUGACCGGGGCCGACUUCCAUGCGCGCAAAGCGUGGUUCGAACGUCGUUUGCCCGGCGAGGCUCCACUUCCAAACUCUGCGAACCGCGUGCCAGAGAUCGAAGUGGACUUUGACUUCAUGAUCGGAGCGGAUGGAGCUCAUUCCGCGGCAAGAUACCACAUGAUGAAAUUUGCCCGGGUGGAUUAUCAGCAGGAGUACAUCGAUACAUUGUGGUGCGAGUUCCGCAUUCCUCCAACCGAGGAUGGCGACUUCCGCAUCUCCCCCAACCACCUGCAUAUCUGGCCUGGAAGGGAAUUCAUGUUCAUCGCCCUCCCAUCCGCAGACAAGUCCUUCACAUGCACGUUGUUUGCGCCCGCCGCGCACUAUACGCUUCUAGGAAGCUCGCCGCAGAAAUUGGUCGAGUCCUUCAAUGACCAUUUUCCCGGGGUUUGUCCGGAACUCAUCUCUCCGGACGAUCUGCAGGAGCAGUUCGCGACCAACCCCCACCUUCCUUUGAUCAGCCUCAAAUGCAAGCCUCACCAUUAUAACUCCAGUAUCGCCAUUGUGGGCGACGCCGCGCACGCCGUCCUACCCUUCUACGGCCAAGGCCUCAACGCCGGACUUGAGGACAUUCGUGUCUUGUUCGAAUUUCUGGAUAAGCAUGGCAGUUACGAUUUAGACGCAAGCCUGGAAGCUCGUAGAGAAGCGCGCGCUAAAGCAUUCCAAGCAUACACCGACCAGCGCUGUGCGGACGUGCACGCCAUCAACGACCUGUCCAAGGAAAACUACCUCGAGAUGCGGUGGGGAGUCAAGACUCCUCUAUACAAACUUCGCAAGUCAAUUGAAGAGACACUCGACCGCUACGUUCCCAGCCUAGGCUGGCAAACACAGUAUUCGCGAGUGAGUUUCAGCAAUCAACGGUACUCCGAAGUAACCCGAUCUGUUCGAUGGCAGGGCAAGGUCCUCGGUUUGGGACUUGCAACUACCGUCAUUCCUACGGUAGGAGUGAUCGGGUACAUGAUCUGGAAGAACCCACGGCAGUAUUCGCCGCUUGGUCUCUUGCGCUACUCCCUGCGGCGCCUGAGUAGCAUCUGGGUGAGGUUGUUCCGCCUAAUUGCCUACGCUUGA
Molecule: messenger RNA, 1539 nt
Organism: Aspergillus thermomutatus
Lineage: Eukaryota; Fungi; Ascomycota; Eurotiomycetes; Eurotiales; Aspergillaceae
Gene: bna4
Product: kynurenine 3-monooxygenase
Exons: 3
Coding region: 1-1539 (512 amino acids)
Biological process (GO): L-tryptophan catabolic process; NAD+ metabolic process; quinolinate biosynthetic process
Cellular component (GO): mitochondrial outer membrane
Molecular function (GO): kynurenine 3-monooxygenase activity; FAD binding; NAD(P)H oxidase H2O2-forming activity
Source: RefSeq, a predicted model, not a curated record